GACCUGCGGAUUGGGUCGGCGAAUUCGUUGUGCUUGUCGCAGAUUGAGAAGCAGCCGCAGAGGGUCGACUUCCGCUGCGACAUCAUCCACCAAUCUGAGAUUCCUAUGCAACAGCAAGAACAACAAAAACAGGGGAGAGGGCAAGUGCCAAAAGUGAUCUCAUCGAUUUCCAGAAGAGUUGCAACGUUUUGUCAAAUAGAAAUAUGG
Linum tenue is the source of this 207-nucleotide messenger RNA. The record is from the annotation of a GenBank genome assembly. NCBI's taxonomy places the organism in Eukaryota, Viridiplantae, Streptophyta, Magnoliopsida, Malpighiales, Linaceae.